UACAUCCGGGAAAAUCCUUCACAUGUGCCACUAAGCGAGUUCCCAUGAUCCUUUCUUUCUUUUCGCCAUUUUAGCUGGAAUAAUGAAGGUUGAACUAUGCAGUUUCAGCGGUUACAAAAUUUACCCUGGUCAUGGAAGACGUUACGCCAGGGUAGAUGGAAAGGUGUUCCAGUUUCUAAAUGCAAAAUGUGAGAGUGCUUUCCUUUCAAAGAGAAAUCCUCGGCAGAUCAACUGGACUGUUCUGUAUAGGCGUAAACACAAAAAAGGUCAGAUGGAAGAAAUCCAAAAAAAACGUAUUCGCCGUGCAGUAAAACACCCAAGAGCCAUCACUGGUGCAUCUUUGGCUGAAAUUAUGGCCAAGAGAAAUCAAAAACCUGAAGUGAGAAAAGCUCAGCGGGAACAGGCCAUCAGAGCUGCAAAGGAAGCUAAGAAGGCAAAGCAGGCAAAAAAGACUGCAGCCCCACCUGCUAAGGCUGCUUCUAAGACUGCUCCUAAACAGAAGAUUGCAAAGCCUGUGAAAGUUUCUGCUCCACGUGUUGGUGGAAAGCGUUGAGACUAACAAUAUUUCUGCAGCUGUUGAAAAUAAAAGAUGAAACCUG
Molecule: messenger RNA, 599 nt
Organism: Protopterus annectens (West African lungfish)
Lineage: Eukaryota; Metazoa; Chordata; Ceratodontiformes; Protopteridae
Gene: RPL24
Product: ribosomal protein L24
Exons: 6
Coding region: 83-553 (156 amino acids)
Biological process (GO): cytoplasmic translation
Cellular component (GO): cytosolic large ribosomal subunit
Molecular function (GO): structural constituent of ribosome; mRNA binding
Source: RefSeq, a predicted model, not a curated record